UAUUAUAGUGCUCCAAUGCCUUUUUUAAUUGGUGUUCCAUCUAUAACAAUCUCGCAGGUUGAUCUGUCUGACCUGGAGGGAGUAGUGUUCUUGGAUGCUGAUACUAACGAUAUCAACACCCCUUUUGAUGACUUACAAAAAUUGCCUGGUGAAGUUGUUGCUUUGUUAAAAAAGAACUUGAAAAAUCCCAACGCCAUGUUAGGGGAUGGCAUUCCUCGUGCAUUUCUACAUGCUACAGUCCAGUUAAUUGGAGGUUAUAGAGAUGCACUGAGAUUAAAACUAGGAGAGAAAAUUAGUUUUGAUCCAGAAAAAUUUAUCCAGUCUCGGUCUUCGUCAAUGCAGAAGUUGUUGGAAAAAAUAUUGAACCUUCAGUUAUUCCAACAGUUUAUUGAAGGACGACUUGAGUUGCUAAAUUGCGGGAAAGGGUUUCGUGAUGAGUUUGAAUUUGAAGUUAACAGUUACGAGGAUAAGAGCAACAGUGGACUAACAACCCAAUACAAGGAGUGGUUACAUACUAUGAAGAAAGGAAGUAGUACAUUCUUGAAAAGUGUGAAAAGUAAGUUCAAGGAUAGAAGCAAGCAAGCCUAUAAAGAUGUCAGACUAAAAGCUAAUGACAAGAAGCAACAGGUAUUGUAAGAAUAUCUUUAUCACACUUUCUUGUUUUCGAAUUAUUUAAAAUAUUUGUUUUAAUAAAAGUUUUUAAAAUUUUG
Molecule: messenger RNA, 710 nt
Organism: Limulus polyphemus (Atlantic horseshoe crab)
Lineage: Eukaryota; Metazoa; Arthropoda; Merostomata; Xiphosura; Limulidae
Product: DENN domain-containing protein 1B-like
Exons: 6
Coding region: 16-636 (206 amino acids)
Biological process (GO): endocytic recycling; endocytosis
Cellular component (GO): cytosol; intracellular membrane-bounded organelle
Molecular function (GO): guanyl-nucleotide exchange factor activity; phosphatidylinositol phosphate binding
Source: RefSeq, a predicted model, not a curated record